AUGUCCCGUUGUAUCCAGUCUAUCGCACUGUUUAAAACGAACGUAGGCGCCAGUCAACAUUCCUCAGCCUUCAGUCAACUUUCCUCAGUCAAAUUUCCGCAGCCUUCAGUCAACUUUCCUCGGCCUUCAGUCAACUUUCCUCAGCCUUCAGUCAACUUUCCUCAGCCUUCAGUCAACUUUCCUCAGCCUUCAGUCAACUUUCCUCAGCCCUCAAUAAACUUUCCUCAGCCCUCAAUCAACUUUCCUCGGUCAACUUUCCUCAGCCUUCAGUUAACUUUCCUCAGUCAACUUUCCUCAGCCUUCAGUCAACUUUCCUCAGCCCUCAAUAAACUUUCCUCAGCCCUCAAUCAACUUUCCUCAGCCUUCAGUCAACUUUCCUCAGUCAACUUUCCUCAGCCUUCAGUCAACUUUCCUCAGCCCUCAAUAAACUUUCCUCAGCCCUCAAUCAACUUUCCUCAGCCUUCAGUCAACUUUCCUCGGUCAACUUUCCUCAGCCUUCAGUUAACUUUCCUCAGUCAACUUUCCUCAGCCUUCAGUCAACUUUCCUCAGCCCUCAAUAAACUUUCCUCAGCCCUCAAUCAACUUUCCUCAGCCUUCAGUCAACUUUCCUCAGUCAACUUUCCUCAGCCUUCAGUCAACUUUCCUCAGCCCUCAAUAAACUUUCCUCAGCCCUCAAUCAACUUUCCUCAGCCUUCAGUCAACUUUUCUCAGUCAACUUUCCUCAGCCUUCAGUCAACUUUCCUCAGCCCUCAAUAA
This is a messenger RNA of Physella acuta, 756 nucleotides long. RefSeq lists its product as uncharacterized. The record is from RefSeq and is a predicted model, not a curated record. NCBI's taxonomy places the organism in Eukaryota, Metazoa, Mollusca, Gastropoda, Physidae.